AUGACUCUACCUGAAAUGAAGGAAUCAAUGCAGAUCUUCAAUUCAAAAUCGAAAUGGGAGAAUGAUAUUGGUGAACUAUUAAAAGAAUGUAUUUAUCAGAGUGUAGAAGAGAAGAGAAUUACUUGCGGGGUUUUUGAUUGUGCCAAACUUCUCAAAAGCAAUCCAGAAAAUGUGAUGAUUUGUGUUUUACCAGAGGCUGAAAGUGAAAAUAUUUCAAUUCAUAUUCAACAUACUUUAAUUGAGGCUUUCUGUUGGGAAAAUGACAUUCGAAUCUUGAAGGUCAAGAAUCAACAGUCUGUUGGAAACAUUCUCUGUGGUGAAAAAGAGAAAAAUGUUACUGAUGAAAAUUCUGCCAUGAAACCAGACAUUAGCUGUCUGAUGAUAGAGUAUUCUGGUGCUAAAAUGAGUAGCGAGGACCAAGGAGUCAUUUGGUAUCAUGAAUCGAUUAUAAUGAACACAGACUUUCCGAAACCAGUGAUACACCUCCCUGAUUGA
This is a messenger RNA of Lottia gigantea (owl limpet), 495 nucleotides long. RefSeq lists its product as hypothetical. The transcript has 5 exons. Gene Ontology annotation, cellular component: cytoplasm; nucleus. The record is from RefSeq and is a predicted model, not a curated record. Gene Ontology annotation, biological process: regulation of cell cycle. Bases 1 to 495 code for a protein of 164 amino acids. Lineage: Eukaryota; Metazoa; Mollusca; Gastropoda; Lottiidae.